UAACGUCUAAUGGUAAUACAUAAUUAUUUUGAAUUAUCAUGCAUGUUUACACAUGCUGUGAAUAGGUCUGUUGCACUGUGCUGUCCAGCACUGUCUGUCUAUGUGUGGAAAUAAGGGCUAAUCAACCAAGAGAACAAAUUCUCAGACAGAGAAAAUCUACAAAUGUUACAAGAAUCCAGAGCUAUGACCUCGAAACCCGUGAGAGACAGUAACAUCGAGCUGCUUUUAUUAGAGACCAACACAGUUAACAAGUCCAUGUGAACGGAGCCUGUGGGUGCAGGUCAUGCUGAACUGGGUUUUAUUUCUGUCCUUGGCAGGCAGGUCUGUGUUCCUAACAUGCCUUGUUUCCUUUCUUUACCCAGAGCUGCCGAAGGCUGUGCUGACCAGCAGUCCUCAAUGGGGAGAGCUGUACACUGGAGAGACUGUCACCCUGAGCUGUGGGGUUGAGGGGGGUUUCACUGGCUGCCAAUAUCUCUGGUACAAGAGCAGUCAGGGAGGCACAGUGCAGAUCAGAGGCACCACUGGAGCCAGAUACACACUCAGCCCUGUCACUCAGUCCCAUAGUGGAGAGUACCAGUGUGAGGCACAAAGAGGAGAUCCACCACGUUCCUCUCAGCGCAGUGAUCCUGUUACACUGACUGUGUCUGAGGGACGACCAAAGCCUGCACUGACCCGGGAGCCUGCAGGAGAGAUAUUUGAAGGAGACACGGUCAAUCUGAGCUGUGUGGUUGAGGGGAGCUCUGGUGGCUGGAGAUAUCUCUGGUACAAAGACAGGCAGGGAGCUCCAGUGAACCAGACUGACAGCAGCAGUGGAACUGGAGCCGGAUACACAAUCAGUGCUGCUGCUCUGUCCCACAGUGGAGAGUACUGGUGUCGAGCUGGACGGGGCAGGAACACGUCUUACUCACAAUACAGCGAUCCCAUCUGGGUAAAUGUAACUGGUGAGUAAUACAGAAUCUCCUUCCUUUUUACUAAAGCUUUGCCCUCAGCAGUAGGGGGUGCUGUUUGGUUCUGCUAGA
Acipenser ruthenus (sterlet) is the source of this 1019-nucleotide messenger RNA. Its product is annotated as Fc receptor-like protein 2. The record is from RefSeq and is a predicted model, not a curated record. Gene Ontology annotation, biological process: cell surface receptor signaling pathway. The coding region runs from base 284 to 949 and encodes 221 amino acids. Gene Ontology annotation, molecular function: transmembrane signaling receptor activity. The transcript has 2 exons. NCBI's taxonomy places the organism in Eukaryota, Metazoa, Chordata, Actinopteri, Acipenseriformes, Acipenseridae.